GAAGAUCUAUUCAGUAUUUCCCAUGAUGGCAGAACACGGUGACCCUUGCACUGGGUCAGAAGCCACCUUUUGCAUGAAUGGAGGAACAUGCUUUAAAAUACCCUCGGUGUCUACUCCCACAUGUGUAUGCAGUGCGAACUAUGAGGGCAGCAGAUGUGAGCAGUUCCAGCUGUUCAGCUUCUUGCAGGACAGUGAGGAGAAGGGCAUGAUCGCCGCUGUGGUCAUCAUCGCCCUCCUCAUCCUAGUGGUGCUCGGUGUGGUCAUCUACUACAUCUGCAAAGUAAAGAGAAAUGCCCAGAGUCAACCAAAACCUGAGUACUGGAGAGUCAAAUCAAGAAGGCCUAGUCAGACGGUGUGACUCGACUUUUGAAACUCAGAUGCAUCAUGUGAACUCGACAUUGGUUACUAAAAGAGGCUUUGAUGGUUUGGACGACUCCAUUAUUGAUAGAGGAACAACUUUACCCAUACAGUCUAUGACUUUACUUUGUAACAUCGCCCCCUUGUGGAGGUCUUCAACUCAAUGUGAAAAAUGUGUCAGUUGCACAAUAGCCCA
Molecule: messenger RNA, 553 nt
Organism: Sinocyclocheilus rhinocerous
Lineage: Eukaryota; Metazoa; Chordata; Actinopteri; Cypriniformes; Cyprinidae
Product: pro-neuregulin-4, membrane-bound isoform-like
Exons: 4
Coding region: 23-358 (111 amino acids)
Biological process (GO): positive regulation of mitotic nuclear division; epidermal growth factor receptor signaling pathway; positive regulation of cell population proliferation
Molecular function (GO): epidermal growth factor receptor binding; growth factor activity
Source: RefSeq, a predicted model, not a curated record